CUACAGGGUCUCCCAAACAUUUGACUUACAUACAGUUCCAGAUCUAAAGGCAUCGACACACGGGAAGUCCAGUUUUGAGUCGCUUUAAGUUAGCGAAUAUCUUGGAGGCUGCCCAUCUGAUUGGCGUCACGCAAAGAAGCAAAACCAUGGAUGACUCUCCCGUUGUCCCAAUGGAUGUCACGGCCCAGGAAAAGGAGGACAAUUCUCUUCCUGGAAGGCAGGAGAACCCUAUUGUCCCAAUGGAAACGGAGGAGAGUGUGCUUCCUAUGUCCCAGGAAAAUCAGGACUACCCUGAUGCCCCAAUGAAAGAAGAGUCCAAUGAAACAGAGGCUAGUCCUGUUGUACCAAUGGAUGAUGUUACCCAGGAGCAUUAUGUUACCCCGAUGGGUGUUGUGAAUCCUCUUUGCAUGUAUCAGGAGAACGAGGAUAACUCUGAUGCACCAAUGCCGGUCAUGUCCCAGGAAACAGACAAUCAUCCUUUGCCCAUGUUUCAGGGGGAGGAGGAUUAUCUUGAUGCAUUAAUGGAAGUUAUAUCUAACGGCACAGAGGUGACUUAUCUCUCAAUGUCUCAGGAAAACGAGGACAAUCCUCUGGCACCAAUGGAAACUUCGUCCCAGGAAACGGAGGAGAUUCUUCUGGGACCAACUUAUUCCAUGUACCAGGAAACGGAGAAGAAUCAUCUUCCCGCCACGCAAGACCAGUUCCAGGAAAAAGAAGAUGAUAUCCAACAAGAUUCCAUGUCCCUGGAAGGGAAAGAGAACAGCGAAUCCAGCGAAACCAUUGAAAGCACCGUCGCCCCUGAAGCUGAAGAGGCCACCACUUCGGUGGUGAUGGUGGAGCAGCCGAACACGAUCAUCGAGCUGGUGGAUCUGUAUGUGCCACCCGGGCACCCGGUGGUCCCCAGACAGAUGAUCUUCCGCAGCAACGAGGCAGUGCGUCCGCAGCAGCAGCAGCAGCAGCAGCAGCAGCAGCGGCAGAUUCAGUUCAUUCCGCCGCCACUGCCACAGAUCCCGAGCAGCAAUCCCACCCUGCUGUACACCGAACCCAGACAGUCGGAGUCCUCGGACGAGGCGCCCGUCCGCAAGCCGGGGAGACGGGGACGUGGGCGUGGCAGAAAGGACGGCGCCCCCAAGAGAGUUCCCGCAAAGCGCAGUCGUCGUGCGGAGACGCCACCGCCAUUGCCGCCGCCACCCAACUUCCUGGCGCACUGCAUCAAUCCGCUGGAGAACGAGAUCUAUCCCAAGGUCAUUGUGCAGCCGGCCCAUCAGCCGUGGGUGCUGCCCAAGGAUCUGAACGAAGAUCCGCCCGUCAAAGAGGAGCCCAAGCAAGAGGUCGUCCCGAACCCGAUUCCGAACCCGGUCCCGGUCCCGAACCCGAUCCCGAUCCGGAACCCGAACCCGAACCCGAUGAUUGCCGCCAGCGGAUCGGUGGUCACAUCCACCACCCAGUCGGCGCCGGUGAUGAGCCGGGCCCUGCUGCGCCAGAACCUGAAGCUCUUUGGCCCUAAUGUGACCAUCACCCAGCUGGUCAACCCCAGAUCCCCAUUUCCGCGCUUCCUGGCCGUUCUGCGCGAGGUGAGUGGCAACCAGCGGCACCUGCUCUUCACCGCCGAGCAGCUGAUCUCGUUUGGCGCUGUCUAUCGCAGGCACAUGGCUUUAAGGAUGCAGAGGGCUGUCCCCACUGCCGUUCCUCGUGCCAACCAGCCCAUGCCCAGCCAGCCAAUCCAGCCAAUCCAGCCAAUCCAGCCAAUGGCUAUCAAGGCGGCCCCUUCGCCCUUCAAGGUGCCCACUGGCAGGCCACCAAGGGCUGCUGCACGCGUCCCUCCACCCGACGAGGCGUCAUAUGUUGCUCCUCCUCGUGCUCAACCGGCUCCCCCUGCUUCCCCUGCUCCCACUGCUUCCUUUGCUCCCACUGCUCCCACUGCUCCCACUGCUCCCCCUGCUCACACUGCUCACACUGCUCACUCUGCUCCUUCAGCUCCUGCAGCUCCUGCAGCUCCUGCAGCUCCUUCAGCUCCUUCACCUCCUGCAGCUCCGGCAGUUCCGGCAGCUCCUCCCACACCCGACGCAACUGUCGAUCUCCAACCCAAGCAAACACCCAUUCCCGACCCUCCUCCUCCAGUGCAGCCCAGAUUCGCGCUGCCCUCGAUCCUCAAGCGCAAGUCCAAGAUGAAGCUGCUCAACACAUUGAAGAACCAGAGGGCCAAGGCCAAAGAGGCGGCCGAGGCCUUGAGCCUUAAGGCACUCAAGGCGACUGAGGGCAAUUCGAAGGAGACGCAGGAGGCGAAGCAAAAAAAGGAUUCGGGCGACUUAGGCCAAGAAUAAAUCUGUUAUCUGUUAUCUGUUAUUUGUGACGAAUAGUUUAUUUACUUUCAAAUAAACAAACACAAAUAUCUUAAUAUGAUUUAAAAACGAAUUUAUCUAUAGUAUGUAGAUGUUUUUUCUUAAACUGGAAAUACGUUGUUGAAUAUAAUUAAUGAUAAAUUAGGGAAAAUUAAUUAUUUAAAAUAAAACAAGAAAGAAAGCAAACUUCGGCAAGCCGAAGUUCAUAUACCCU
This is a messenger RNA of Drosophila elegans, 2556 nucleotides long. Its product is annotated as actin cytoskeleton-regulatory complex protein PAN1. The record is from RefSeq and is a predicted model, not a curated record. The transcript has 2 exons. Bases 147 to 2324 code for a protein of 725 amino acids. Lineage: Eukaryota; Metazoa; Arthropoda; Insecta; Diptera; Drosophilidae.